UCCAAAGAUCAGCUGGAUGUGGAUCAUUGGGAGGAACCAGCGACAACAGCUGGGAUGGCGACUGGGCUGCGGUACCCGGGCAAGGUCGUCAUAGUAACCGGUGGCACCCGGGGCAUCGGUGAAGGCAUCGUGAGGGAAUUUGUUCUCCAAGGAGCUAAAGUGGUCUUCUGUGCACCAGUAUCUGAAGGGGGAAGGGGGGAAGUGCUUCAGAGGGAGCUGGAGGAUGCUGGGGGUCCCGGGGAGGGCCGCUUCGUGGUCUGCGAUGUCCUCUGUGAAGCAGACAUUAAGGCUCUGGUGUUAGUAACCAUAGAACUUUACGGACACAUUGACUGCCUGGUGAAUAAUGCCGGAGGACAUCCUCCUGAGCAAAGAAUAGAUGACGUGAAUGCGGAAGAGUUCCGCAGCCUCUUGGACCUCAAUCUUGUAAGCUGUUUCUUGACAGCUAAGUAUGCGCUGCCGCACCUCCGGAAAACAAAAGGGAACAUUAUCAACAUCUCCAGCCUUGUCGGUAUUAUCGGGCAAAAGUAUGCGGUGACGUAUGUUGCAACCAAGGGUGCUCUUACUGCAAUGACCAAAGCUAUGGCCAUAGAUGAGAGCCAAUACGGUGUCCGAGUCAACAGCAUCUCGCCCGGCAAUAUCUGGACUUCUAUGUGGGCAAGGCUUGCAAGCCAGACAGCCAAUCCAGAAGAAGCUAUCCAGGAAGGCAAGGAUGCUCAGCUCCUGGGACGGAUGGGGACGCCAGCAGAGUGUGCUACAGCUGCCAUGUAUCUUGCUUCGGACGCCACCUUCUGCACCGGUACCGACCUUGUGGUCAGUGCUGGCGCUGAACUUGGAUAUGGGCAGAAGUAUCACCAAGGUGGCUCCUUACUGGACUAAACCGCUGUGAAAAGGCACUUUGAAGACUACAGAGAGGUCAUCAACGUCUGGGGAGAACUGCUCGAACACUGGUUUACACAAAGCCAGCCUCCCCAGAAGAUGGAAAACCUCACCGGGGAGCUGCAUUCAUCUGUUUAAGCUGAAACGAGAAAGUGCCCUGUAGCAUUUGAAAGACUUAACAAAUCCAGACAUGCCUCCGUGUCAUAGAAUCAUUGAACAGUAGAUUUGGAAGGGGCCUAUAGGGCUUUCGAGCCCAACCAUCCCAGCGGGGCUCCCUUGCUUGCCUUUAACAGUUGUGCGGCAGAAAGGCAACAGGUGAAGUUUUUUCCAAUCCCAGCGUUAAAAUGCCAGGAAAAUCUGUACUGGCUCAAUUUCAUGGCUGGAGCUGAACUAAAGGCACAAAGGGCCUUGUCUAGAAAAGACUGGUAGCCUCCCUGUCUUUAAUAGUGCUUGAAUGUUCCAGGCCUUAUCAUGGAAAACAGGUUCUGCAACUAAGCCCCAAUGUCAUGAAUUCAGCCCUUGAUAACGCCAUAACUACCUGUUUUCACACAGUUGUGGUCAAGGUGAGCUAGACCUUGAAGUUGGUGUUUUUUUUAAGCUUUGUUAAAGGGAAAUGUUUAACUUCCACCUUUUGAUCCGUGACCAUGAAAGUUCUUAUCCCGUAUCCACUCACUGUUUAAACAUGUUGAAGAAAUGUGCCUUAAAUUUGC
Elgaria multicarinata webbii is the source of this 1586-nucleotide messenger RNA. RefSeq names its product hydroxysteroid 17-beta dehydrogenase 14 (gene HSD17B14). The coding region runs from base 55 to 876 and encodes 273 amino acids. The transcript is spliced from 10 exons. NCBI's taxonomy places the organism in Eukaryota, Metazoa, Chordata, Lepidosauria, Squamata, Anguidae. Gene Ontology annotation, cellular component: cytosol. The record is from RefSeq and is a predicted model, not a curated record. Gene Ontology annotation, biological process: steroid catabolic process. Gene Ontology annotation, molecular function: estradiol 17-beta-dehydrogenase [NAD(P)+] activity.